This is a messenger RNA of Zingiber officinale, 1958 nucleotides long. RefSeq names its product heterogeneous nuclear ribonucleoprotein A0-like. Bases 205 to 1638 code for a protein of 477 amino acids. The transcript is spliced from 4 exons. The record is from RefSeq and is a predicted model, not a curated record. Gene Ontology annotation, molecular function: RNA binding. Lineage: Eukaryota; Viridiplantae; Streptophyta; Magnoliopsida; Zingiberales; Zingiberaceae.
UCAUGUUUAAGUUAAUAAUAGACGAAGGCGCAGAGGGAAAAGAGAAAGAAGAGGAAGGAGAGAGAGAGGCGGAGGCUCCCCUGUGAUGCCUUCGCGUUCACCCUCCUCCUCUUCUUCCAACAUCGAGGCGGUCGACCGUUCUUCGGAUCGCCUGCGCAUCUGAUGCUUUCCUGUUCCUGAUCGUGGAUAAUUUGCAGGAAAGGAAUGGCGGUGGAUCCGCGAAAACUCUUCAUCGGCGGCAUCUCGUGGGACACCAAUGAGGAUGACCUCAGGGAGCACUUCAGCAAGUUCGGAGAGGUGGCGGAGGUUGUCAUCAUGAAGGAUCGGAACACGGGCCGCGCCCGAGGCUUCGGGUUUGUCGUGUUUACUCACCCUGCCGUUUCUGAAAGGGUUGUCAUGGAAAAGCAUGCCAUUGACGGUCGAAUAGUGGAUGUGAAGAAAGCUGUUCCGAGGGAAGACCAACAAAUUCUUAAUAGAAGCAACAACAAUAGUAUCUGUGGAUCUCUUAGCCCUGGCCGUACAAGGAAAAUAUUUGUCGGAGGCCUACCACCUACAAUAACAGAGAAUGACUUUAAGAACUAUUUUGAUCAGUUUGGGACAAUCACAGAUGCCGUGGUAAUGUAUGACCAUAACACUCAGCGACCUAGGGGAUUUGGUUUCAUUACUUAUGACUCUGAGGAUGCUGUGAAUAAGGUAUUGCUCAAUUCUUUCCAUGAUCUGAAUGGUAAGAAGGUAGAGGUCAAGAGGGCUGUGCCUAAAGAACUUUCACCUGGCCCCAACACACGGUUGCAGACUGAUGGAUAUAACUAUGGUGUGAAUGGGGGAAAUAGUUUGCUUAGUGGGUGUACACAAGAAGGAAAUAGUUUUCUUAGUGGGUAUACACAGGGAAAUAAUCCAAGCUUAUUCAGUGGAUAUGGUAUGAAGAUGGAUGCCAAAUUAAGAGCAUUGUCUGCUUGGAGGAAUGGGCUCUCUUCCCUAGUCUCUGGUUUCAGAGUAGGAAUUGAUUAUGAUCCAACUUUGAGCUCAAGUAUUUUAGGAAAUGCCAACCUCAAUAGCAUUCUCAAGUAUCAACAGGAAUUGAACUCUUACUGCAACAGGAAUUUAAAUAGGUAUAAUAGUCCAAUUCCAUAUAGUAGUAUUAACCAAAAUACUGGUACACUUCUUAGUUUGCUGCCUCAAAAUGUAUUGGGAAACACUGAACUCAAUUAUACUGUAAAUUCUGCAACUGCAAGUGCCUCCAUAGCAUCUGGGAGAGAGAACCUUGGUAGCUUUAGCAAAAGCAGAUUGAAUUGGGCAAGCUCUCUUCCAAUUUCAUCUCAAAUUGAGGGAAGUUUCUCAGGCUUUUGGGGUGGCAAUGUAAGUUGUGUUGGUACUGAUAAUACUGUUUUAGGAGGAAGCAAUUUUGAAAGAAGUGUCUCUCCUCCUGUGGCCAACACUAAUCGUACCACUUCAUGUUUUAAAUAUGAAGCAAGCUAUGAAAAUUUAUAUCGUGAUAAUUCAGUUUUUGGAGAUCCCACUUGGCAAUCAUCAUUUUUAGACCUUGACGUCACUAGUUCAUUGAGCUACAAGCUUGGAAAUCCAGACUUAGAUAUCACAGGCAAAGAAAUUGAAGAUUUUGCAUGUGGUUAUUAUGCUUAGAAUAAGCAAACAUAUGCAGAGUUGAAAGCCUUGUUUCCUCAUUUUUCCUGAUAAAUAUGUUCUUAUCAAGACUUGAAGCAGAGUUAGAAUUCACAUGUACAAUGAUUUCCCUUUCAGUUUUGUUCCAAUUUAUGGUAUUUUCUGCUUGCAAAAAAGCUCCCAGAGUACGACUGAGAUUGUUUCCCAUCUCUUCUACUCCUGUCCUCAUGACAAGUCAGAAACUGUUUGUUUGAGAUGUAACUUCUGGUUGAACGAUCUCUGUCAUUGACCUUAAUAGAAAUUUGUAAGCAUCAGAUAAAUAAAAAAUAUGAAUGGUGUAA